This is a messenger RNA of Acytostelium subglobosum LB1, 3990 nucleotides long. RefSeq lists its product as hypothetical. The record is from RefSeq and is a predicted model, not a curated record. The transcript is spliced from 7 exons. Gene Ontology annotation, biological process: sexual reproduction. The coding region runs from base 1 to 3990 and encodes 1329 amino acids. NCBI's taxonomy places the organism in Eukaryota, Evosea, Eumycetozoa, Acytosteliales, Acytosteliaceae.
AUGUUCAAUGGUCAACAGUAUGUCAUGUUUGGCCAACGAGUGGCCACGCAGGCUGCGCCCUACCACUAUGACGCUAGUGUCGUUGAUAGCAACAAUGAUACCCUGCCCUGGAACGUCACGUUCUCAUGUGCCACCCUCCCCACGCUGUCCCUCAGCAUGCACUCUGGACCCUUUGUCCGGAAUAGGGUGUUCCCAGCCACGCUCAGGGUAACCCCGCCUACCACUGACAACUUCCAAGCGACUGUGCUGGUCAACGAUCCAUUCAACGAGAUGUUUGGAGAGUACACGUGUGCAUCACAGCUGUUCGUGUGCCAGUUAUCAUCCUACCGAAAGGGCCCUGCUGGUGCCGCCACUUCCAGCCUCCUUCUGGUGCUUCUCUACCCCAAGGCCACAGACGUGGGCGACUACACCCAGCCCAUCAAUCUCACCGUCACCAACACCUUCCGUACGGCCAACAUUAUCUUCCCGCCGCUGACCAACAACACAGCUACAGUGACAGACAGUGCCAAUAUAUUUCUGAAUCAAUAUGAGACUGGAGUAGUCCUAAAGAGACCCAAUCCCAACUUUGGAGCCAUCAUCACAUCAAAGAAUGACAAUGGACUGUACUUUGUAAAUACCAACGUAUCUGCCAGCCAGCAGUUCCUGUCAUACUUCAAAGCGUUCAAGCCUAUUCAGAGCUAUAUCGAUGGUCGCGUCGACAACCUCAUGCUGGCAACCAUACAAUUCAACCAAAUCCAGAUAUUUGAGGCCUUUACCUCUCCUUCUCCAUUCAUCCCUUACAUCAAGCCACCAUAUAAACCUCUUUACACCCAAUCCAAACCACUACAAGUAACGAAUUGGACUGAAGGUACACAGUUUGGAUCCAGCUUCCUCUUGCCAAACUAUCGGUCAUGUUAUUUUGGAUACCUAAUGCUAUUAGUGGGUCAGGACGACUCAUUAUACUAUCCAUUUGGCGUAACCAAUGUUGCUAAUGGUGGCAACACCACCAUCUCCUUCACCUACUACAACUCUGCCUAUACCCUUCCAAACUCAAGGACUCUCCUUGACUGCUACUAUUCCUCUGUUGGUGUUUAUUGGCCAACACCAUUCAAUCUAACUGAUAAUACACCACCUGUUGCAGAAUUAUUCGAGAUAUUGCCACUUGGUGGUACAAGGUUCUUGUUGAGGGGGACGUUUAGUGAUGCUGAAUCUGGAGUGGCGAGGAUAGCGAUGUACUUCUCAUCUGGUACGUUGUACUACGUUGAUAUCACUGACUUGUAUGAUGGCAAUCAGAAGUAUGGCAAAUAUGAGAAGCUACUCGAACUCAACUAUAAGCCUGGCGAUACUGUCAAAUACGAUGUGAUGAUGAUGAAUGGCGCCUCCAACGUAUCACCCUCCAACGUUGGAUACAACUCAUUCCUCCAAACACCACAAGGUUUCUCCACUGGCAACUAUGUCGUUGGCGCUGAAGACUUUACAGUUUUCUACUUUGACAAGUAUGAGAUGAAUGUGACCACGACAUCCAUGAACAACAAGUUGUACUUUGGUUGUCCAAAGAUAUUGCCAAGCUGGAAUAUAACACUAUUCUAUGGAUCAGAAAGAGAGAAUCCAAACUACAUAGCCUACGGUACUUACGAUGUCGACCUCGGUCUGUUCGUCGUUCCAUUCACUGUUCCAGCUCGUACAAUUACACGACAGAUGCAGUACUACAUCCGUGCUAUGCUGCCCCCUGGCGACACAUUCUCCGUCUUCAAGACAAAGGACAUCACUGGCUUUGUUGGUACCCUAUCCAUCGACGGCACACUCCUCCAGAAACAGUUCCCAACAACAUCAAUCGUCAACAUCAAGUCACAACUUGGUGAUGAGAUGCCACCCAUGAUCACUGAUUGCACUGCCAUGCCUGGUAAGACAGUGGACUUGACAACUGGAGGAAAUCAAUCAAUUGGCUGGAAGUUCUUUAUACAGGAUAGUGGCAAUGGAUUCUUAAGAGGUGUGAUAAGAGUGAUCAGCGAGAUUGAUGGUGAGCCGCGCAGAUUCGAGUUCACACCGGCCAACAGGACAGGUGGCGAUCAAUAUGCUGGCUACUACCAGAUCAUGUUUGGCGUUGACUCCAACUUCCGUAGUCAGACCUUCACAUUCCUGGAUAUUGAACUAUUCGACAACUCUAUGAAUCGUGGCUUCUACUCAUCUUUUGAUGUCGACACCAGAGUUAUAUCUCCCUUAACCUUCAGCUUGACAGCAACCAGAGUACAAGAAUUCAAUAUCAAGUUGCUAACAGCCACAACUGAUGUAACAGCACCUGUUUUGGAGACAUUGGAACUCCUCACACCGAGAGUGGACGUCGGAUCACAUGCAAGGAAUAUUGAUGUCAGGUUCACUGUUCGAGAGUCUGGCACUGGAUACAGCAAGCGCCACAUGCCAUUGGUCUAUCUUACAGGUUACGUACAUGAGACCUACAAACUGACAACAACAUCAAUGUCACAAGUAGAUGAUGUAUACACGUUCACUGCAUCUGGAAUGAUUCCAUAUGCAUUCGCGACCAUGACCAGUGGCGCGGUGAUUGGUGGAUCAACCUUGGCAUUCAUCUCGGUCUACGGCUUGGUGGACAACAGUCAGAACAUCAAUGGCUACAGCACUGAGGACCUGCCCGUCACGCCACUGGUGGCGCGGACCGUCGAGAUAGUGUACACGCACAUCACACCAAUUCUCGAGAGGGCAGUGCUUGGCCAAGGCGUGAUAACAGUCAUUGGCAAGAACUUUGGACCCACGGCAACAUUGGUCGACGCACUCAACAUUGGCAAUGCAACAGUAUUGUUCACCAAAACGUUUGGUUCAGUUGUGAUUGCAGUGUUCAAUGUAUCCAAUCAAGUGCAUGAGAACAGGACAUUGACGAUACAACUUAGGAAUCAGCCUGACAACUCAACAUACUACUCCAACAAUUUGACCGUCAGAUACGUCCCACCACCCAAUAUCCCUGUGAUCACAUGUCCAGGCACACCACCAUGUUCCGGCAAUGGCUAUUGUUCGCCAACCUUUGGAUGCCAAUGCAUUGGUACAUGGUAUGGAGAUGACUGUUCAUCACAGGCGGUACCAAUUGCCCCAGUGAUCAAUCCAGAGAGCCCAUCAACAGUAUACACAUUCAACGAGACAGGUGUGAUCAUUGUUGGUGAGAUAGAGAUUGUGAGAGUGAGGGUGUUGGAUCAACUUGGUGCAGAGUUGGCAUCAUAUCCUUUGAAUCAAUGGAAUACAUCAAGCACAUCCAAUCAAUCACGAGACUAUCUUGCUCAAUAUGGUCCCGAUGAUCUUAGUAACGUCGGUUUGAUCAAGGUCAAUGUACGAUGGUUCACAGAGGAUGAGAAUAUAACAUUCGCAGGCGACAUACUCCCGAUGAAGAAGAACACGAUCAAAUACACCAUCUCACUGUCCAACUACACAUUCCCAAGUCAGUUGGAUUCGAUGCAAGUUGUGAUGCGAGCCACCAUCAACACGACCGAUGCCAACUCAUGCUCCAUCCAACAGUAUGGCUACACAGAUGAUAGUGAUGGCAACAAGGACAACCUGUUCUGGAUGCGUGUCAAGGUGCAGAGUUACAGUGUGUACGGCCACUUCAUCCAGAAGGCGAUGGUUGAUGGCAGAGUGUCAGCCGUGUCCAACGUGCUCCUCAAUGACACGGUGCAGACUGUGAACGACACUCAAUCAUCACAAACACUGAUUGGCAUCAAUGUGUCGGCAUUCACAAGACAAGCCUACUUGGACCCAGACUUCCAACUGCUGCUGGACACCGAUGAUGCCAAGGGCAUGAAUGGCGCAUUCUGCAAACGAUCAUCAUCAUCAUCAUCAAAGUUAUCACCACUGGCCAUCGCUGGAAUCGUUGUAUUAUGCAUUUGCUUUGUGGCCGCCAUUGUAGUGGCCAUUGUGAUGAGGAGGAGAUCACUUAAAAAGGAACAGAAAGAAGUGAAGCGUAUCAAUAUGAAGCUAUCACAACUCAAAUCACAACAAAAUCAAAGUUGA